This is a messenger RNA of Triticum aestivum (bread wheat), 1744 nucleotides long. RefSeq names its product protein CYTOKININ-RESPONSIVE GATA TRANSCRIPTION FACTOR 1. Gene Ontology annotation, biological process: regulation of DNA-templated transcription. Gene Ontology annotation, molecular function: sequence-specific DNA binding; zinc ion binding. Lineage: Eukaryota; Viridiplantae; Streptophyta; Magnoliopsida; Poales; Poaceae. The transcript has 3 exons. The record is from RefSeq and is a predicted model, not a curated record. The coding region runs from base 160 to 1245 and encodes 361 amino acids.
AAGGGACCCGACCCCCCCUCCUGUUCGUGAUCUCUCUCGAUCGGCUCUCUGCAAACUGCACAUCACAGUGCUAGCUAGCUAGCUCCUCCCCUCCCCAUCUCAUCCUGAUCUCCAAUUAUCUGCGCUCCCUAGCUCGCUAGAUCUCCUCUAGAUCUCAUCAUGUCUACCAUCUACAUGAGCCAGCUCUCUACUGCUUUCCCUCUAAUGGAGGAAGAUCAUCACCAGGAUCACCAUCAGGGGCACUUCCAGGCCUUCACCCUGCCCAAGGAUCCCCCCAUAUUGUUCCCUUUUGUGAUCAGCAACAGCGGCCCUAGCGACAACAGCAGUACUCUCAGCUACGGAUCAGACCAGCACUUGAUGCAGCACCAUGCCAUGCUAGAUCAGCCCCAACAUAUGAUCGGUGAAUCAUCCAGUGUGUUCUCGACGCCGUUCCCGACCGUCGAGAGCAUCCGCGACGACAUGAUCGAGCGAUCCUACUCGUACGAUCCAUAUGAUAUGGAGAAGCUGCAGGCCACCAGCGGAUCGCUCAAGAUCGGCAAGUGGACGGCGCCUGCUCCCGCAGCCAAGAUGAGGAUCACGAGGAAGACGAGCGAUCCUGGUGUCAAGAAGCCGAGGAAGAGGGCGCAGGCAUACGAGGAUCAUGGCCACAUGGGCGGCAUGAACCAAGCUCUGGGUGUUAUUAGGACAUGCUCUGAUUGCAACACCACCAAGACCCCCUUGUGGAGGAGUGGUCCUUGUGGCCCCAAGUCGCUUUGCAACGCGUGCGGCAUCAGGCAGCGGAAGGCGCGCCGGGCGAUGAUGGCCACCGGAGCGGCGCCCGCCACGGAUGUUGGUGCCACCAAGGCGGCCGCGCCGGGUGACGACGCCGUGACGGUGCACCCACCGAAGGUGAAGAAGGAGAAGAGAGCUGCCGACGUCGACCGGUCUCUGCCGUUCAAGAAACGGUGCAAGGUGGUCCAGGAUCACACUGCCACAAACGCCGCUGCUUCCACCACCGUCGAGGCUGCCACAGAGCCACCGGUCGUCGUCACCACCACCACCACCACCACUGCUGCUGCUGCUGCACCGGCGAGGGAUCUCGUCGACACCAUCGGGGCCAACUGGAGCAAGAGCCCUACUGUCGCCGCAGCUGCUUGCUUCCGGCCAUCGCCGGCGACGUUCGCGGUGCCGGUGCCGGUGCAGGACGAGAUCACGGACGCCGCCAUGCUGCUGAUGACGCUGUCCUGCGAGCUUGUCCGGAGCUGAUCGAUCCACACAUGGAACACUCGAGAGACUCUGAUCUAUCCACCACGGUACCCCCCCGGGCUUUUCUGCCUUAGUCCGUUAGACAGUCGGUACGUACUGUCCGUGCUGCCGCGUUUUUGGUUUCUUGUUCUUGUUGCUAGUGUAACCCUGCGCUACUGUUAAAGUCUUGUGAUUCGUUUGUGUGUAAGAUAAGAUGGUGAGAAAGAGAGAGAUCUAGAGAAAGAGAGGUAGAAACAAGGAGAGAUCAGAGGAGAGAAGAGGAUAAAAAUAAAAAAACAACGUGAGCUAGCUAGCUAGGAUUUGCAAACACUGUGAGAUCGAGUGAGUUGAGUUUGAGUAGCUAGCUUUUUGUUGCCACGGCUAAUAACCAAGCCAAUGGCUACUAUAUAGCAUGUAUGUUUUGUUCUUUGUUUUGCUCGAACCAUUUGUACUGUGACUCGUAAUAAUAAAUACCGAAAGACCGGACCAUGAAAUGUCGCUGUUCAUUGGGAAUCGUUCA